This is a messenger RNA of Gigantopelta aegis, 978 nucleotides long. RefSeq names its product proteolipid protein DM beta-like. Gene Ontology annotation, cellular component: plasma membrane. Gene Ontology annotation, biological process: neuron projection development. Bases 68 to 661 code for a protein of 197 amino acids. The record is from RefSeq and is a predicted model, not a curated record. Lineage: Eukaryota; Metazoa; Mollusca; Gastropoda; Neomphalida; Peltospiridae. The transcript has 6 exons.
AGUUGAUUUCAGGAUGCAAUAAAGAAUAAAAUAACUAGUAAAUAAAAAUCUACUGUUUCAUUUAAUCAUGGCUAUGGAGUGUAUGGAGUGUCUAGGGCGAACACCCUUUGCCUCUUUGAUGGCGACUGUCAUAUGUAUCAUAGGAGUUGGUGUUUUCUGUGGAACAUCCUACAAGGCGCUCAGCCUCAUUAUCAAUGAUGUCCUGAAUGACCUCUUCGAGUUCAAUGUUGGUUGGUUGGAGGUUAUUCAGGUUGUUUUUGUUGUCAUUGCUGUUGCCAUGGCAGUGUUUGCAGUUAUUCUACUGGUAUUUGGAUUCCUGGCAACUGGUGCAACACGUCAGAAUGUGUACUCUGGUGCCAAGUGCAUUAUGGGAGGCAGAGUGUCUGCUGCAUUUUUCACAGUGAUCACCUAUAUUCUGAACCUUGGCUGGAUUGUGAUAAUGUGUUUUUCCAUUGUCCCAAUUAUUCUCUACACAGCUAUUUACUCCAUAUGUAACAAUGAGGUUUACAACAGAAACGCUGAUACCCUGACCUACUGCUUCAAUCUGACUCAGUUCGGUGUUUACCGAGGGUCCACCUAUUCAACCAGUUUUUCAUCACCAGGGAAAGAUUCUAUUUGUGAAGGUGAAGUGAAAAGAAUGUGUGACAAGAAACUGGACUGAUUUUUGAUUCAGAAAUGUAAAAUCCUCAAUUAACCUGAACAAACCAGCGUAGUGUAAAUGAAUGAAGAGUCAACUUAAUGAAAACACGACUACCAGGAAACAAUGCUGACUGGAAUAUAUCUUGUGCAGCAUUCAGUGUUACGUCACAGGUCACCGAUUUCCGCGGUCUCAGUCCUGUUUAGCAGACAGAGUAAUUAAUGCUCAGUUGUUUUCAAUUGUACUGUCUGGUGCAGGGCAAAUUCCUUGCAGCUUCAGACAAAUCUCAGAUACUUACACAUUAGGGUUUCCACCAUUGAUUUUUUGUUAAUGCGCUUUGA